Drosophila albomicans is the source of this 1551-nucleotide messenger RNA. Its product is annotated as putative inorganic phosphate cotransporter. Gene Ontology annotation, cellular component: plasma membrane. The record is from RefSeq and is a predicted model, not a curated record. Gene Ontology annotation, molecular function: transmembrane transporter activity. The coding region runs from base 68 to 1462 and encodes 464 amino acids. Gene Ontology annotation, biological process: transmembrane transport; monoatomic anion transport. The transcript has 4 exons. Lineage: Eukaryota; Metazoa; Arthropoda; Insecta; Diptera; Drosophilidae.
CUGAUCUUGUGGCGUGCAGUAAUACAACGCUUUGAUUAAGUGCAAGUUCAAUAGGAGACGCUGUAACAUGGUGAAGAAUCGUCGUUUCGAGGAUGAAAGUUCCGGAUUUGGAGUACGUCAUGUGCAAAUCUUUCUGCUCUUCUGCGCUCUCACAGUGGGCUUUGGAAUGCGAGUGAAUCUCUCAGUGGCCAUUGUGGCAAUGGCUGAGCACCCAGAGUACAAAUGGUCGGAGACAACAACGUCAUUGAUAAUGAGCAGCUUUUUGUGGGGAUAUGUCUUCCCCCAGAUCCCUGCAGGUACUUUGGCUCGUCGAUUCGGUGGCAAAGUAACAAUUUUGACAGGCUUGACUAUCUGCUCCAUCCUCACUGUGCUGACACCGCUGUGCAUUAAAAUGGGAGGCUGGAAGCUGCUUUGUGGUGUGCGCUUACUGAUGGGACUCUGUCAGGGAUUUCUUUUCCCAUCCUGUCACACAGUGGUUUCGGCUUGGGUGCCUCCCAAAGAAAGAGCCUCGAUGGGCAACUUUACCUAUGCUGGCAAUCAAUUUGGCUCCAUCGUUAUGUUAGCCGUAAGUGGACUUCUUGCCUCGGUGGGAGGUUGGCCCUGCAUCUUCUAUGUUCCCGGAGGAGCUGGCUGCAUUUGGGCAGUUGCUUAUUAUGUGUGGGGCGCCAGUUCGCCAGCCGACUGCAAGAACAUAUCCCCUGAGGAGAGAGAACUUAUCGAAGUGCAGCAGGGCGUGGCACGAAGUGUGGAUACAGAGGAGCCUGUCAAGCAGAAGACACCCUGGCUGAGUUUCAUCACAUCUCCUGCCGUUCUGGCUCUAGUAACUGCGCAAUCUGCCUAUGCUUAUGGAUUUUGGACAUUGCUUACACAGAUUCCCACCUACAUGAGGCAUGUCCUGGGUAAGGAUAUUAAGUCGAACGCUCUACUCUCCUCGCUUCCAUAUACCGCCAUGCUGUUGUUGAGCUUCGUCUUUGCCUGGCUCUCGAAGAUAAUGCAGAGAAAGGAUUCAAUCUCACUGUCAUUCAACCGCAAGUUCUUCAACUGUAUUGGCACCUGGGGUCCAUCGGCUACGCUGAUAGCUCUGGGAUACGUAACAAAAGAACACGAUUCUCUGGCCGUCGUCCUGAUCAUCUUUACUGUGGGGAUAAGCUCUGCUGGCCACGUGGGUUUUCUGAUCAAUCACAUUGAUUUAUCGCCCAAUUAUGCUGGCAUUAUAAUGGGUAUUUGCAAUUGCGUCGCCAAUUUAGUGGGUCUUGUCGCGCCACUUUUAGUCGGAGCUAUAGUCACCGAUAAACAAGAUGUGCAUCAGUGGCGAAUUAUCUUCUUUGUUGCCGCUGCGGUCUACUUCAUCGGCAACAGUAUCUUCAUUAUCUUUGGACGAACCAAUGUGCAGCCUUGGAAUGAUCCAUCUUCAAAGCUGUCAAGGAACUCAACUCCCGAGUUGGAAUCACAAAAGGAGUGAACACUUAUCUCUAUUUAAAAACUCUAAUUAGGUUAUUCCAAUAUCUGUGUCUAACUAGUUAUAUAAGAGAUAAAUAAUAAAUCAAUAAC